Messenger RNA from Penaeus vannamei (Pacific white shrimp), 1267 nucleotides. NCBI's taxonomy places the organism in Eukaryota, Metazoa, Arthropoda, Malacostraca, Decapoda, Penaeidae. The record is from RefSeq and is a predicted model, not a curated record.
AUGAUCAACUGCACCAACUGCACUCUCGCGGCGCAGUGGAAGGAGUGCGCUCUGGCCCUCGAGGUGCUGAUGUGCGCCUGCGGUGUCUUGGGAAGCACCGUCUGCUUGUGGUGUCUCAAGACCUGCGACAAGACGCAAGCAGGGACGAAGAUCCAGCUGUGCUCGCUCUUCGGAACCAACGCCGUCGUGUGCUUGUUCGCAAUGCCAGGGACCGCUGUGCUCGAGCUCCUGUUCCUCCGAAACAGGCGGGUCGAGCGGGCGACCGAGGUGGUCUUCGUGGUCCUGUACUCCAUGACUGCGUGCGUCGAUCAGCUGGCUCUGGCGGUGAUCGCCGUGUACAGACUGACAGCCGUCUACUUCCCGCUUAAGUACAAGCUGUGGUCGAGGCCGACUGUGGUUGUGGCGGUCGAGGUCGCUGUCACUGUGCCUGCUGUGCUGGCGCUGACGCUGGCCUUCCUGUUCCUGGAUUUCGAUAUGGGCGUUCCCACCGAUAACGCCUUUGGAAAAAUACUGUAUGGUGUGCUCUACCUGCUGCCGAUAACCAUCAUAGUGACUGCCUACGGUACCAUGGUGUCCAUAGUGGGCUUCCGGCGGUGCGGGAGGCGGGGCGACGAGGCUCGGGUCCUCAGCUGGGACCAGAUCAGCCUCACGAUCUGCGUCCUCAUCCUCAUGAACCUCCUCCUGGACUUCCCCCACGUCACCAUGCACCUCAUGGAGGUCAGCUGGAAGGAGCCUUCCUUCGUGAUCGUCCACGCCAUCUACCGCCUCCACUUCGCCCUGGACCCCCUCGUCUUCGUGGGUCUGAACCAGCGGUUCCGCCAGAAGGCGCUGCAGAGGGCCUUCUCGCUGGUGCCUGGCCGGUGCCUCCCGUCCUCCGAGUCCAGCGACCGCUCGCAAAGGAACACGGCCGUGCCAGUUUCUGUGCCUUGAAAUUUUCGUUUUGGAACCGACGCAAGUGUGGAAACGAUGUCGUUGUGUUGAUGCACGCUGAACAAAUUGUAAACAAAACUAACGAAGGACAAGAAAACACGAAUAUGCCUGAGGCCUUUUCGCUGUAUCGCUCAUCCAUGCCCUGAGGAAGCAAAACAGCGAAGAGGCCUUCAGAAUAUUCAUGGGGUUUCCUUGAUAUAUCCUUCUUUCUUUUGAUUACAUGUUGCUUUGUGGAUAAUGGUGAUAACGACGUUUAACCACGACAUGUGAAGAUUUUUUCCAUUUGCUUUUCGUGUUGUGGGCAUUACCGCGUCUUCUGUGCUGAUUACAAUUUCCA